Molecule: messenger RNA, 3193 nt
Organism: Boleophthalmus pectinirostris (great blue-spotted mudskipper)
Lineage: Eukaryota; Metazoa; Chordata; Actinopteri; Gobiiformes; Gobiidae
Gene: pdxp
Product: pyridoxal (pyridoxine, vitamin B6) phosphatase
Exons: 2
Coding region: 167-1144 (325 amino acids)
Cellular component (GO): cytoplasm
Molecular function (GO): phosphatase activity
Source: RefSeq, a predicted model, not a curated record
UGUAGCUGCUGCCCGUGCAAUCGCACCAAGGACUCUGCAAUGUGAUUUCCACGUAGAUCUGUGCUCCUUUGAUUCCAGCUGUUAUUUUAAAGCGGAUGUGCACCAGUUGUGAAUAUGGGGACACAUUAGCAGGUAAAACACGGACGAAAACGAGGAAAAGGCCGAAAUGGCAGGCGCCUUUGGCUUCAAAGGCUGCCAGAAAAUUCGAGGACCGCAGAUCCGAAAUCUGCUGGAGGCGAAGGACUUCUUCCUCUUCGACUGUGACGGGGUGAUCUGGCACGGGGAGAAGGAGAUCACCGGCGCAGCCAAGGUGGUGAAUUCUCUGAUAAGAAACGGCAAACAUGUGGUAUUCGUCACCAACAACUGCACCAGGCCCCGUGAGAAUUACAUGCACAAGUUCUCCCGGCUGGGCUUCCACGAGGUGAUGCUGGAGCAGAUCUUCAGCUCGUCCUACUGCUCCGCGCUGUACCUGAGAGACGUGGUGAAGGUCCGGGGGCAGGUGUUCGUGAUCGGCUGCGAGGGGCUGCGGAGGGAGCUGCUGGAGGCGGGCAUCCCCUGCGUGGAGGAAGCGGACGAGCCGGAGGCCACCAUCUACAACUGCGACCUGGCCCCCGACGUGAAGGCGGUGCUGGUGGGACAUGACGAUAAACUGACUUUUCUCAAACUGGCCAAAGCCUCGUGCUACCUGAGGGACCCCGAGUGCCUGUUCCUGGCCACUGACAACGACCCCUGGCACCCUCUCAGCGGUGGAAGGAUACUGCCAGGUUCUGGGUCCCUCACUGCUGCUAUUGAGGUUGCUUCCGGCCGCAAAGCCACUGUCAUCGGAAAACCCAGUCGCUUCAUGUUCGAGUGCAUCUCCAGCCAGUUCAGUGGAGUGGACCCGGCCCAGUGCCUGAUGGUGGGGGACCGCCUGGAAACGGACAUGCUCUUUGGGUCCAACUGUGGUCUGGACACCAUGCUAACGCUAACGGGGGUCUCUCAGAUGGAGGAUGCUCACGAGUACAGCAAAAGUGACCUGUCCACAAACCACAGCCUAGUGCCGGACUAUGUGGUAGACACAAUUGCUGAUUUCUUACCUGCAUUUGAAGAUGUAGAAGAGAAGAAGGAGGAGGAGGAGAAGAAGGAGGAGGAGGAGAGCAACUGACGGUUUCAACUCAAGUGUACGCCUGUCACGAUAAUUACUAUAUCCACAAUAUUUGAUAGAUUGCAUGAUAUGGGAAAAAUAUCCUAUUGAGAUUUUUCAAAGAAGCAUUACGAUUUGUGUUUUAAUAAUACGAUUUCACAUUUUAAAUUACUUGACAAAAAAUAUCAAAUAUGAACAUGUUUGUGCAAAUCUAAAAGACAGGGCUAAUAGUUUUUUGCAGAUGAGGCAGGAUAUUUUUUACUUAGUUUUAUUUUGUGGAGGAAAUUAUGGUACUGAUUGGGAUUAGCAUUUUGCAGUAGGUCAAACUUCAGUUUUAUUCUGCUAUUGUUUCCAGUUCAUGUUUCUUUUUUUUGGUGAGAGUAAUCCUGCUUAAUGGUUAUUGUGCCAGUGGUAUAAAUUAGUUUCAAUAUUAUCAUUUAUAAGUCUGUAUAUUAACUAACUUCAACAUUAUUGUCUCACUCAUAGACCGUAUAAAGAAGUGGACUAUGGGAGUGUGACGUCACCCAUAGCGUUUGGAUCCAAAUGAAGCUCACGGUGCUAGCGUUUAUAAAGGCAAAUUUGGAGAAUGUUCCAGUCAUUUACGGACAAAAUAUCAAAAUAAUACUAGAAUCAUAUAGAGCAGGUUAAUAUUAAUAUUUUAAGACCAAAAUGACGAGGCUCACUGCAGCAGUUGCAAGGAGAGAGGUGAUGUUUUUUCAAUUGGAGCCAGAGUUGAUGGAGCCAGCAUUUAUAUAUACAGUCUGUGGUCUCACCAAAAUGUAUUAUCGUGACAGGCCUACUCCAGUGCACAUAUUGCUUCUAAUUAAUUUAUUCGCGAUGGUUAUCUUAAGCAGACACAGCCUACUGUAAAUGAUUCUCAAAUAACAAGGCGUUGUCUUUGUUGUGACCAAGACUGAAGUAGGUUCUCCUUAAUUAUAGCCUAAUGCAUACCUCAGUGUUUCUCUAGUGUUGUGCCCAUUUGUGACUGAAGUCCUUGCUGUGUUUAUAGAAAUAUAUUGCACUUUCUCGUUCAUGCGGUUUGUAGAUCGUGUUUGAAAAGGUGUUUCAAGAGCACAGUAUUUUUGUAAAGUCAGGAAUUGUUCUAAUGCAGUGGUUCUCAAUAUUUUCACACAAAGUACUAUCUAAUAAUAAGUAUCAGCAGAUCUAAGCCAGGUCUAUAAUAGGGAUCGAAUUCAAGGCCCUGUCGCAAUAUCGACUUUAACUGAUAUUAUGGAAUCGAUACCUGAUCCAGUCAGUUUUUCAGUAUCAACGCCGAUGUUCGACACCAGUAUUGUAACGGUGCAUCCCUAGUUUAUAAUGAGACUAUAACAGGUUCCAGAGUAUUCCUAAAUUAUGCCUGUGUCAGGUCUAAAUGGGACUGAAUCAUGCAUAAAGAAGUUAUAAAUGAGGCACAAAGAGAGCCAAAAUUGGGAAUAAAAUUGUAAUUUCAACAAAUCAAAGUCUGCAGAGGACGUAAUGUACCACCAAAUAAAGUUUGCGUACCACCAUUUGAGAACCACUGUGGUAAUGACAUUGUAAAACACAUUCUGCCCACAACACUGAAUCUGCAGUCUAACCGAGACUUAUUUAUAGCAUUUAUGAAUACAUUUAAAGGUGCACUCUGUUACUUUUCUGUGUAACUCCUCCAUUAGUCUUAUGUAUCUUGCAUUUAUACAGUUAGGCGUGUGUUGAUGCUAAAAAAAUACAUCGAAAAACAUGUAUUCUUACUGUGAGCGGGCUUCCCUCACCACAGAUCUAAAAUGUACCUUUGUCUGGUAGCGUCAUCUGCGUGUCUCCAUGGAUACAGACCAGUUUAAUGCCAUACAGACAAUGCAGACCCUGUACCAGAAAAGUCACAGCGCACCUUUAAGACUAAAAAUGACAAUCUGCAAACAGAAACAGUCUCUUUUGGCCUUUCUAUCAUGUAUCAGUCAGUGUCAGUGAAGAAUGAACUGGAAAUAUAUUAUCUGGGUAAAAAAGUUUGUCAGUGCCAACUAUACACUGGAACAAAACCAUAAUUAUUUAUCAUAUUGAGCAUGACUGUAAUGAUAAAAAUAUUAAAUGUAAUCU